Rubroshorea leprosula is the source of this 554-nucleotide messenger RNA. The record is from the annotation of a GenBank genome assembly. NCBI's taxonomy places the organism in Eukaryota, Viridiplantae, Streptophyta, Magnoliopsida, Malvales, Dipterocarpaceae.
UUGCCUAUUGGUUAAUCUUGUUUUGUGGCAAAAUGUAUAAGGCAUCCAUGCACUCGUUCAUUCAUUCAUGAUCCAUAUAUCUGUUGGAUGCUUAUCCGUCUUUGAUAGAGUUCAAAGUUUUGUUGUAUUCGUCUUUAAAUCCAUGCCAUUCUUUGCCAACUCGUCUUGUGAUGGGUUCGUAGCGUAACCCCACAACUGUUUCUUUUGUGGCCUUGGCAGGAUUUAUUUCUAUUCCUUGUGCUUUCCGUAUUACCCCAGCCUCCAGUAGCUUAUUUGAUGGCAAAUCUUGUUAAGUAGUUAGUGUUCUGCUUUUAAGAUUAGUCGUGAUUUGUUAUCAGAGUGGCGCAACGGAAGCAUAGUAAGCCAUGUCUGUUCAUAGAAAGAGUUGGUGAGACAUUUGUUUUUUCUUGGAUUGUGUGAAGCCAUUCACCACUUGAUAUGGUCCUCAAUUUGAGUUUUGGGGACAAAACUCCUUUUUAGGAGGGGUGAGUGUAAUAUCCCAAAUUUUCGGGAAUAUUUAAGUGUAAGUUAAGGACUAAAUUGUGGAAAGAUAU